This is a messenger RNA of Motacilla alba alba, 12242 nucleotides long. RefSeq names its product KIAA1217 ortholog. The record is from RefSeq and is a predicted model, not a curated record. Gene Ontology annotation, cellular component: cytoplasm. The coding region runs from base 5051 to 11128 and encodes 2025 amino acids. The transcript is spliced from 22 exons. NCBI's taxonomy places the organism in Eukaryota, Metazoa, Chordata, Aves, Passeriformes, Motacillidae.
AAAUUUUAUGGCUGAGUAGUAAAUCUCUGGAACAGAAUUUCCUGAUAUAAAUGACAACUUAGCUUUAAUUAUAGAAUCUUCUAGGCAGCUAUUAUAUUAGAGAAAGAUCCUUAACAGACUUUCCUUUUUAAGACCAUAUUCGAGAGUAACAGGACUUGCCAUAAAUAGAGCUUGCUUUCUGUUGGAGGAGUUCACUUGUCUUUGAGUGAAUGACUAGGUUCCUUUUGCGUGGUUUAUUUUCCAGCAAGAAUGUCUUCAGAUCUGUCGGAAAUGUUUUAAAACGGGUCUCAAUAUAUUGAAUGUGAAACAUCUUCUGUACUAUGCAACUAUUUCAGAAAUCAUAUAUGGAGAAAUAAAGCACCGGUACAUAGUUCUAAGAAAGCUUUAACAUCUGCAAAAUUAACUUGUCACUAAUUUUGCAUGCUUCAGUUACUGGAAAAUGUAGCUCUCUGAAGCACCAAGUUGUUUUUUUUUUAUUAUUAUUACAUUACAUACCUAUCAGUGACUUGCAUCUGAAAUCGUUUUCAUCACUGAUCUUGUUCUUUUGGUGCCUAUACAUUUAUUCCUCAUUUCAUGCUGAAAAUGUUAUGCCAUCUGGUUACUUGCGUAAUUUUGUAAAGAGAAGACUUCAUUAAUUUGCAGUUUUAACUUCUGCACCUGCAACUUCCAUUUACUGAUGUAGCAGUUGUUGCCUGUCAGUAGUUUAGAAAGAGUCUGCUGAAGCUGAAAUAUUUCUGCAUACAUGCCUUUCUGUCUUUAGAUACUUGCAGGCCAAAGUCUGGGGGAGGAUUUGGUAGGCUGAGAAAACACCACAUCCUGAACUGUACAGCAUCAACUUCCAAUUUUUCCUGGUUCACAUGCAAGGGAUCCUCUCCUCUCCCCAGCUCUUUAUGUGCAAAUGUAAACUAGAAUUCCAUGGUUGCCCAAAAAAGGAAAUUUCAAGCUUUGCAAAUGCUUUGUUUGGAUUAAUAACAUCUAUAGUCACGUUUCUUUUAUCCCAGAGGGCACAAACAUUUCUGAAGUUUAUAGCAGUAUCAUAACCUAUCUAAUAUGCUAUGGUAAAAAUGCCUUCUGUUUGCUAACUCUUAACAAAUUCUUGUUGUCAUAUUUCAGCAGCAAUUUAUUUUCUAGGCCAGAAAGAGGAGAGGUUGGUUUUAAAGCUAUAAGGACAAUGUUUGAAACAGUGUAUGGUUCUCUAAAAAUACUACUUGUUUACUUAUAUAUGUGAUUAUUCAAAAGCAAAGACUGCACUGUUGGUCCCUUAAUAUUAAUUUCUGCUGUGUGAGGUUGUGGCACAGUUUAUUCAUUGACCCAAAGCACUAGAAAACUUCCUACAGCACUUUACAAAAACCUGACAAACUGAACUGCUUUUGCUGAAUGGUAAGUUACAUCAAUAUGAUGUCUCUACCUAGCUGAAGUUGUCUGUCUGAAAUCUAAGGGAAAAGGGCUGGGUUUAUUUUGAACUUUUUGUUUGGGGGUUUUGUUUUGGGUGUUUUUGUUUGUUUAUUUUCGGUUUUGUGGGUUUGUUUUGGGUUUUUUUAGUUCAAAAGAGUAGCUUAGGGUUUCAAAAAGCCUGAGAGCUGAUGAAAGACUUGCUCCCUGGGGAACUUCAAUAAGAGCCUGUGGUGAAGAAGGAGGGAUUGGCAGGAAGGGACCUGCCCCACAGCUGGGAGGAGCCCAGGCCUCCAGGGCAGCUGGGCAGGGGAGGGGGGACCUGUGCAGGUGGGUGAUGGGGAGCUGGCAGCAGCCCUGGCUGCGCUCUCCUGCUGUUCCAGCCCCGAGUGCGCUGAUUUACUGUGUCUCCAUCCAGCCUGAAACACAGUCAGCUAAGCAGCCUCAGCUUAUAUUCUGAAAUGGUUUAUUUCAGGGUUUGGGGGGAUUUUGAGGUGGAGUUUUUUUUGGUGUUUUGGUUUUUUGGGGAAUUUUUUUUUAGGGUUUGAUGCUGAUAGCUGGAAUCACCAGCUUCACGUUUCAGAGCCCUUAAAACAAACAAAGAGGGCAUUUUUUGGGGAACAUCAUGCCAUAGACUGCAGGAAGCUAAAAGGGAUGAAUGACCAGAAAGGAAGCAAAUCCUCCCAGAAGUGGCAGUCAGGCAUGGGAUAGUUUAAUUGCUGGAACUUUGGAGAAAAGUUGUACAUCUACUAUUGGACAGAUGAAAAGAUAUUUAAGCUUCUAGAUUAUAAAUAGCCUCUGAAAAGUUUGAUAAUAGAGAAUGACAAACCUCUGAGGGGGGUGGGAAGGCACUUCUGGAGAUUGCCUCGUCCAACCCCCAGCUCAGGCAGACUCUGCUACAGCAGGCAGGUCAGGGCCGUGCCUGGUUGGGUGCUGCUUAUCUCCAAAGAUGGAGACUUCAUGCCCUCCCUGUUCAACUUGUGCCAGUGUCUGACCACCUUCACUCUAUAAAAAAGCCUUAAAUUCUUUUCUUCCCCCUGUGUUUCAGUUUGUGGUCAUUGUCUCUGGUCCUGCUGCUGGGCCCCACUGAGAACAGCCCAGCUCCCUCCCCGUUUAUGCCCACAUCAGAUGCUCAUGCACAUGGAUAAAAUGCCUCCUCCAGGCUGAGCAGGCACAGCUCUCCCAGCCUCUCCUCGCAUGACACAGUGCCAUCAGACACCGAGAUAUUACUGAAAAUGGCCAUCUUUGACUGGAGUGUUCCAGGAAUUUCCCAUGUUUGAGGAACGUGUUUGACUCGCCCCAUUUCUGCAGGGCUAUGUUUCUGCUGUGAGAAAAAGAGCUUUCUUGUCAAAACCAGGAUGUCACUGCUUUCUUUCAGUGCAGAAGUGUCACCUUAGUAUCCAAAUGGACAACUUAGGGCCUCUCCUAGCAAAAGCUGAUGGAUGGAGCUCCCUUUCCUCAUCUUUCUUGCUAUGUCACUAGAGAGAGCCUUAGGAAAAUCUUGAAUUCACAUUGUCUUUGCUUUGCUCAGAAAUUAUUUUAAGUUACAGGAAACAUGACCAUCUAAUUAGAUUCUCCUUCACAGAUGAGGUCAUUCUUUCCACCAGCAACCUGGGAUAAGGAUGCUUAGUUUGGGUGAAUGUGUAAUGUACAACAAUCUCAGCUGGAUUUUGCUUUAGCAGCAGUGAUUUAAAAACUGAAAUACUAUUUUUGUUGUCACUCAGGACUGGAUUUUAUUUCACAAUUGUUCUGUGUUUUUCAGAAUUGUAGUGUCUGUGUUUCAGAAUGUAGUGUCAGAGGCAUUAUUGUCACAGCUUAAAAAUGCUUCUUAAGCAUACAGCUUUUGUGUCUGCUUGCACAAUGAGAAAUCACAAUGGAAGAUAUUAAAAAUUACAAUUGGUCAAACAGUCCAAGAUCUUGAGAGAGAAUGAUAGUACUUCUUAGGUUCAGUACGACUGAGCUGUCACAUACAUCCUGGGUUUCACAUUUUCUCUUCCAUCUUCACUCAUUCUUUAGCCCAGUUACAUGAUUAACUCUCCAUUCAUCAUCCUAUUUUACCCCUGUUUCUGUUCUUCAUUGUCUUCUGCAUGACCUGCUGUGCCUCAGCACUGCUAAUGAGCCCAGUUACUCUCAUGCCCCUCAGGUCUCUCCUUGUGAGUAGAAAUCUUCCCACUCAGAGUUCCUUCUGUGUUGAUAAUAUAAUAUGCAAAUAAUAUCAUGGCAAGGCUUGCUGUAUUGCACUUAAUCUGGCCCCUUCUUGAUGGGGCAACAAAGCAAUAGGCACUGUGCUUUAUAGAGAAGGCAUAAACAAGUACCUAUUUAAUGUAGGAUCUUGGAAAAAAAUUAGAAAUAACUUGCAAGAAUAUUUUACUGCAUUGCACAAUUGCCAUCUCAGAAAAUGAGGAAUGGCUGUAAUAAUUAAGUCACGUUUUGCUUAUUAAGCAUUUCUCCUAAAUAUCUAUUAGCAGUUUAGCUUGUGUAAUAUUGAUUUGCUUAUGUUUGUUCUAGUUUUGAAAUAAAAUGGACCCUCAUAUUCUCUUAGAGAUGCAGCAUACUGGUUGCCUGGGAUAUUGAGAAAUACAUUUUAAAAUACCACAUGAAGAUUUUACUGUAACUGUAGCUGUGAUGUUUUCUUUUGUUUGCACUGUGUUGUUUUUCUUUAGAAGUUGUUUCCAAAAUUAUGGUGAAUGGAAUUUUCUUUUCAUGUGACCAAAUGCUCUUUGUCUUGGCAGCAUUCACAAGCACAGAGCUGGCAGAGAAAGUUAGGCAGGAUUUGCCUGGGCAUUUUCAAAGACAAGCACCCAGGAACAGAAAUUUGAAAUAAUGUAGCCUGAGGUCAGGAAUUUUUUCUUUAGAGAUUCAGUAAAGAAUAUGAUUAUCUGUAGUGUGUAAGAAGCCAGGGGUUUUCUAGAUCUACAUGUACCAUCGAAAUAGGAAAGUAUAAUGGGCAAUAUUCUGUGCAGUGUUGCUUCCUAAACAAUGCCAGUUAAUAAUAAGGGUUUUGGGCCAUUUUUUCAAAGAGAGAUGAUAUUUACUGUCAAUCCUUCCUUUCUUUUGGUGAGUUAGAUAAAACAGUGCUAGGAGAAUAUGCAUCAUUUAAUCCAAUUUGAGCUUGCACCGUGCUUAAGUCAAAGACAAAUGUGUUCUUGACAUCAGGCAUUUACCAUACAGCACUGAAGCAGUGUGGUUUUGGCGCACUGCGAGGAAAUCUGCUGAAACAAGAAAGUGUUUGUUUGAGAGAGAGGGUUGGGAGAGGAGUGCAGGAGGGUCUCACAUGCAGAGGUAACCCCGUGCUGGGUGGUUUUUCACGCUGUACCUGCGUAGGUGGAGCAUUCCCCUCGUGCCAGGGCACUCCUCAGUGCACGCCGGGAGCUCGAGACAGACCCUGGAAGAGUUUCUGCUCCCCACAGCGUGGCUGGGGCUCAGCACUGGGACAGAGUCAUCUGUUUUACCCCAGCACACAUUUGCAUUCCACAGGUCUGGGAAACUGCGUGACCACCCAACGCUUGGUGUUUAAAACUGAUCAGGCUGGCAGCACAGCACUUCACAUCCAGCUGCGCUGCACACACAGACUCCCCAGCCUCUGUGCUGGAAAGUGAGCUGCGAAGGAUUUUUUUAGAAAUUGCUUUUGGAGCAGGUACAUUCCUGCACAGGCAGGAUGUCCAAACCCUCUCGCUUGGCUCGACCUGUGUCGGCUAAUACAGCUCCUAAAUCGCCUUUGUCUAGGAAAGAAGAUUUUAACAGCCGAUCACGAAAAAUUAGGCUAGGUGAAAAGAUUUUGAGAGCUGGCAGCGAAGGAAACCUUGUUAAACAGCAUCAGCAAGAGCAGGUGGAAAUCACAGAAAGGCUUGUGCCACGGAGGGCUCCUUUCCUGAAAGACCAGGCAAAACCCAGUUUGCAUGUAACAUCACUAGACGAUGCAGAAUGUCUCCGAUCUAAGGAGCUGCUUUCGACCCCGAGCAGUCACACUUCCUCCAGCUCAAAGUCCACCCGCAACAUCCCUCGAAGACACACAGUAGGUGGCCCUCGCAGUUCCAAAGAAAUACUGGGAAUGCAAACCUCAGAAAUGGACAGGAAGAGAGAGGCUUUUCUUGAGCAUCUGAAACAGAAAUAUCCCCACCAUGCCACAGCAAUCAUGGGACACCAGGAGAGACUAAGAGAUCAGGUUUUGCAGUGCAUGUUGGUCUCCCUUCAUUCAGAACUUGACAUUCAAAGGUACAUGAUGAAAAUUGAAUCCUCUCAGAGAACAAGAAGCCCAAAGCCGUCUCAGAGCCCACAGCCCAAUUUGGGUGACCACACAGAACACCUCUCUGAAGCAUCUGCUGAUUCCUUAGAGGUCAUGUCUGAAGGUGAUUCUCCAACCCCCUUUUCAAGGGGCAGCCGCACGCGGGCAAGUCUUCCCGUUGUGCGGUCAGCAAACCAAACAAAGGAAAGAUCACUGGGUGUAUUGUAUCUUCAGUAUGGAGAUGAAACAAAGCAGUUGAGGAUGCCGAAUGAAAUCACAAGCACAGACACAAUUCGUGCCCUUUUUGUAAGUGCCUUCCCCCAGCAGCUGACAAUGAAAAUGCUGGAAUCACCCAGUGUCGCCAUUUACAUCAAGGAUGAGAGCAGAAAUAUAUACUAUGAGUUGUCUGAUGUGAGGAAUAUUCAAGACCGAUCUUUCCUUAAAGUUUACAACAAAGACCCUGCACAUGCAUUUAAUCAUACUUCCAGAGCUGUAAAUGGAGAUAUAAGGAUGCAGAGGGAAAUUGCUUAUACGGGACGAGAUGGCCCAAGUGGUUCCCGCCCUGGAUCUGCCACGCACCCUCUGCAUGCGAUGCCCAGCUCUCCACCCUCCACCCCCGUGCCCCACUCCAUGCCUCCCUCUCCAUCCAGGAUUCCCUAUGGCGGGGGCCGGCCCAUGGGUGUGCCAGGCAAUGCCACCAUCCCCAGGGACCGGCUGUCCAGCAUGCCAGCCUCGCGCUCGAUAUCGCCCAGCCCAAGCGCCAUUUUGGAGAGACGGGACGUGAAGCCAGAUGAGGACAUGAGUAACAAAAACCUUACCCUGAUGCGAAAUGAAAGCCUCUACGGUGACCCCUACUUGUUUCACGAGGGGAGGAUGAGUGUGGCUGCACCGCACUCCGGACACCCGCUCGAUGUCCCCGAUCACAUUGUGACCUACCAUCGCAGUGCCAUCAGGUCAUCGAGCACUUACUGCAACCCUUCCAUGCAGCCUGAAAUGCUGGAGCAGUCCUUGUACAGACAAAAGUCACGGAAGUACCCGGAGAGCCAUUUGCCCACUCUUGGCUCUAAAACACCUCCAGCCUCACCCCACAGGGUGGCUGACAUGAGAAUGAUCGAUAUUCAUCCUCACCAUGGCCCUCACAUUCCCGCCCACACCAUCCAGCCUGACAGGUCUUCCCCCAGCCGCCAGUCCUUCAAAAAGGAGCCAGGAGCGCCCGUGUUUGUGGAUGCCAAAGCACGGAGUGCUGUUGGCCUCCCAGGCGUGGCCGAGGCAAUGCCCGCUCCCGUGGACAAGCAGGCUUUUGGCUAUGGGUCACCCACGAUGCCCAAGGACAAGGAGACAAGAGAGAGGAUACAAGCCAUGGAGAAACAGAUUGCCAGUUUAACUGGUCUUGUUCAGUCUGCGCUUUUUAAAGGGCCAAAUACAAGUAAUAGCAAAGAUUCUUCUAGUGAGAAGAUGAUGAAAACUAUGUCCAGCAAGAGUAGCGCCGAAACUGCAGGUGCUGCCAACAUAUCUGGGGGGAAGAAUGCCCUGGGGACUGUGGAGUCAGCUGUCAUCCAUCACCCCGCUGGAGCCCCAGCAAUGCACGUCAGCCUGCACGGGAUGAAACGCAACGUGUCGGAUCUGCGGCUGCAGCUGCACCAGAUGAAGCAGCUACAGCUGCAGAACCAGGAGAUGCUGAGGGCCAUGGUGAAGAAAGCAGAGCUAGAAAUCAAUGGCAAAGUGAUCGAAACAGUGAAGAGGCUUGAAGAUCCUGUGCAGCGACAGCGCAACCUGGUGGAACAGGAGAGGCAGAAAUACCUCAGCGAGGAGGAAAAGAUUGUAAAGAAGUUAUGUGAGCUGGAGACAUUUGUUGAAGACCUGAAGAAGGACUCUGCUGCUUCCAGCAAGACAGUUACAUUGAAAGAUGUCGAAGAUGGAGCCUUUCUUUUGCGUCAGGUGGGAGAAGCUGUUGCUACCCUGAAAGGAGAGUUCCCAACAUUGCAAAACAAAAUGCGAGCGAUCCUGCGGAUUGAGGUGGAAGCUGUGAGGUUCCUGAAGGAGGAGCCACACAAGCUGGACAGCCUGCUGAAACGUGUGCGCAGCAUGACCGAUGUCCUUACCGUGCUCAGGAGACACGUUACAGAAGGACUGCUGAGGGGUGUGGAUCCAUCCCAAGCCGUGCAAUACUCUGCUCUGGAAAAAUCCACUGCAGCUGACACUCUGAAAAACCAAGAGGAGCACAAGCCCACCCAGGGACAUGCACAGCAAAACCUCACAGCAAUCCCAUCCGAGUCCCAGGUGUCAUCAGUCAAGUCAGAAGUCAUCCCCUUCUCAACGAUGACCGUCCACCAUGUGCAGAGCUCGCCUGUUGUCAUCCACCAGUCUCAGCACUCGGCAGCCCUGGUCCCCCACGGCCAGGGCUCUCCCUCUGCAGGCAGUCACAGCGAAGCUGCGCCCGCCAGUGGCCACCCCUCAGCCGCCCCGGCCCCGCCAGAGCCCACGGCAGGAUCCCAGCCCACACAGGCCACACCAGCGCCACAGAAAGCUGAAAAGAAGUGGGAAGAGAAAAGACAAAACCUUGAUCACUAUAAUGGAAAGGAAUUUGAAAAGCUCUUGGAAGAGGCCCAGGCCAAUAUAAUGAAGUCAAUUCCUAACCUGGAGAUGCCUCCCCAGCCAGCAGCCCUGCCUAAAGGAGAUGCAGCAGAAAAGCUAGAAGUCUCAGAAGAAGCUCCUGAUGGAGAGCAGGAUAGUGACAAGCUGAGCAAGUCUCCACCUCCCCCACCUCCACGGCGCAGUUACCUGCCAGGGUCAGGACUGACCACAACGAGAUCAGGAGAUGUCAUCUACACAGCCAGAAAAGAGCCUGCUGCCCUCAAGGAGUGCAGUGAAGAUGCUGGGCAAAUAGCACAAUCCAAAGCCCCUAAAGAGGACCAGGCAUUGUCUCGGAGCACAGGGCAUGCUGUAGCACCAGCUGCAAAAGAUGAAGAGGAAGAGGAAGGAGAUAAAAUAAUGGCAGAAUUACAGGCUUUCCAGAAGUGCUCUUUUAUGGAUGUAAACUCAAACAGUCAUGCUGAACAGUCCAGAAAUGAUACACAUGUUAAAGACAUAAGGCCUGGGACUUUAAUGCAUCACAAGGAAAAGAAGAAUUUGGAAUUUUGCCCUGAAGAAAGACAGGAAUCAGAUGACAGCUUGAGACAUGUCUCUGCAGCAGUAAAUGGAGUGGUGUAUGGGGCUACAACAGGAUCUCCCACAGAUAGUGACCAUCCUAAAGAGAAGAGGGAAGGGAGAACUGAAGAAGAAUUGGGUUCUGAUUCAUCCAGUACAGCUGACAGUAAAAGUGGCUUUUCAAUGAAUGACAGUCCUACAUUUAGCAAGGGUUUGUUUGUAGACAGUACAGACUAUUCUAACAAAAACCUUCAGAAUAUGAGCACAAACCUGUCUGGUGUCAGUUUGCCAGAGGAGGACAAACGAAGAGGGGCUCAAGAUAUCUUAGGAUCACAUUUUCCAGCCAUUGAGACUGGAAAACAAAAGCCAAACUACAGACUGUCAAGAGAUGCUCUCCAGGGCGUGCCUCAGGGUGAAGCCUUGCAGAGCACGGGCAAGCACAUCCCCAUCAGCAGCGCUGCCCCUCUCCUGAGGCACAUGCAGGAGGCUGCAGGGCCUCAGCCUUCCUUGCAGGAGCAAGAAGUUUUUGCAGGCAACUACAGUCAGGUUGUGCUGAGACCCAAAGUGUCCAGAGCAAACAGUGUGAGCAGCACUGAAGAGACAGACUCUCCAGCCAGCUCUCCGAGUGAAGACAACCCACCCACAGAAAACAUUGCCUUCAUGAUUACUAAAACAGCUGUCCAGGUGCUCUCGAGCGGGGAAGUUCACGACAUAGUGAGCAGGAAAGGAGGAGAUGUGCAAACAGUCAACAUCGACGCCAGGAAGGAUGUGGCAUCAGAGAAGGGCAUCCCUGAGAACACAGACAGCGAAGAGCCAGUGGUGUGUCUGGACAAAAAGCCUGUCAUCAUCAUUUUCGAUGAACCAAUGGAUAUUAGGUCAGCAUACAAACGGCUUUCUACAAUUUUUGAGGAAUGUGAUGAGGAAUUGGAAAAAAUGAUGACAGAUGAAAAGAUAGAAGAAGAAGAAGAGGAGGCUGAAGAAAACGAAGCACAUGAAGUCUCUGAGAGGCAGAAGGAAGAGUCACCAGUAGCUAAUGAUGACAGAAAAGGAACCACAGAGCAUUCUGCAGCUCAUGGUCCCCAAGGGCCAUACCUAUUUAACCUUCAGUCUGACUCUGCAGAAAGCAGACCUCCUGCAGAGGAGGAAAGCGCAAAGACAAAUUUUAACAAAUACCGUCAGAUCUAUGGGCUAAACACAGAAGCAAACUCAGACUCUGCCGAUCAGUUGGGAAGCAGGCAGGAUUCUAAGAAAAAAUUUAAAUUUAAAUUCCCUAAAAAGCAGCUGGCCGCGCUGACGCAGGCAAUACGGACAGGAACUAAGACUGGGAAGAAGACCUUGCAGGUUGUGGUCUAUGAAGAAGAGGAGGAAGAUGGGGCCCUGAAGCAGCACAAGGAAGCAAAGAGAUUUGAAAUCACUAGGUCUCAGUCUGAGGAGAGUGAUAAAAGUCCUUCUGGGAAGCAAGAGGGCCCCUCCGGAGCUGCAGUGUCCCUGUCUAGGACUGACGAAAUUCGACAGAGUACAUACAGAACGCUAGACAGCCUUGAGCAGACUAUAAAGCAGCUGGAAAACACCAUCAGUGAAAUGAGUCCAAAGCCUGUCCCUGAAAACACAUACACCUCUGAGGGAAGCAUUGUCCCCUUCUCUGCCCAGAUAGUACCAGAGACCCCAUCCCGAGAGCAUGUAGUGCUGGAUGAGAGCCUUGCUGGUGUAGAGCCCCCUGCAUCACUCCCAGCCACUUCACGUAAGGGCUCCAGCGCUGCCUCCCAGACAAGCCGGAUGCCAGUCCCCAUGGCUUCAAAAACUAGACAAGGAAGCAUGGAGAAAUCAGGCAAACAGCACAAGCUGCAGGAUCCACGCCAAUACAGACAGGCUAAUGGAAGUGCUAAGAAAGCUGGUGGGGACUGUAAGGCUACUUCUCCUACCCUACCUGCUUCUAAGAUCCCAGCCUUUUCUCCCACUUCUGGGAAAAGCAGCUCAGCACCUGCUUCUAGCGGUGACAGCUCUAACCCUCUUAAUCCACCUACUAAAACCUCCAUUCCUUCCUCCUCCCUUCUCGGUCCUCAGACAGGUCGCAUAACUUACUCUACCUCCCUCAUCCCCUCUGUCUCUAAUGGCUCCUCCAAGUUUCAGAGCCCCACUUACCCAGGGAAAGGUCACCACCUCUCGUUCUCGCUGCAGACUCAGAACGGCCGACCGCCCCCUCCUUCCUCCUCUACCUCCCCCCCCUCCUCUAUCUCCCCCCCUUCCCUGAGCCAAGGUAUGAAGAGCAUCAGGACAAUCCACACCCCUAGUUUCAACAGCUACAAGGCACAGAACGGGAAUGCCAGCAAGUCCGCCCCAUCCACGGUCAAGGAGCCAUCCUAAAGGCUAAGCACAGCACACCUGCCAGGUCACCAAGGCUUUUUGUUCAAAGAAUCCGCAGCCAAUAUUUUAACCAGGGAAUGUAACCGUUUUGUUGUAUUGCUGGAGGCUUAAUACUAAUCACGUGCUAAAUACUGAAUUACUACACUAGAUUAGAGUGAAGCUUUUUGGAAAACAGUUGCUGUUGUAAUGAUAAAAGAGCAUUUUCUUUCUAUAGGCAGCACCUCUUAAAAAAAGUGUGAAGGUGUGUGAGUGAACUUGACUGCGUGUGCACAGUGGUGUACUGAGCAUGGGGAAUUGUACGGUUAAAAAUUUACUAAGUUGUUUUGUAUAAAGCUAUUUUUCAUUAUGAGGUCUAGAAGUGAACAGAGAUAUACUAAAGUGUGAUUAUAUUCAACUGUAAAACUGAAACUAAAAUAUUUUUCUUUUAUUUUGGUGUUAUUUAGCUUUGUUACAGAUUUCUAUUUUUGUCAACAAAUGUCAUGGUUCCUUUCAAGAUCUUUUUGCCAAAACAUUUUGAUACUAUUAUAAUGUACAUUUGAAAGUAGUAUGCUGGACAGUAAACCUCUGCACAAGAAACAGAACAAGACUGGUCUUAUGUGUGUAUGAGGCAACUCAACUUAUUGCACUGCCAUUCAGAUUAUAUUUAAGAAUUUGACAGACAAGGAAAAAAUAAAUUGUUUUACACAUAUAGAUAGUUGCUGAUUACUUUUUUUCUUAGCUCAAUCCACCCUUUUUCCUUCAUUUUUAUUUUACUGAGACCUGGUAGCCCAUUAAUGUAUUGCAUUGUGGAUUUCAAAAUGUACACUUCAGUACUGUUCUGUAUACUGGCAAACUUUUGUACAUAUCUAUAAAUAUCUAUAAAUAAAUAAAUAAAUACUGUAUGUGGCUGGGCACAUAGAGUAGUUUUACCACACCAAAGUUCAUUUUUAUGCAUGCUUAAGAAUAUAUAUGGGGAAGGGUUGAAAAUGACGGAUACCAGUUAAAUAGGAGAAGAGCAAGAAACUUGCAUAGCUAAUGGUUUUGUAAAUAAAUUUAUUUGUAUAACACCAUAAUGUAAUAUACAGAACUAUGAUAAGCAAAGAUCUUUACAAAAAUAAAGGGCUGCAUGCUUAUA